Messenger RNA from Suillus paluster, 444 nucleotides. RefSeq lists its product as uncharacterized. The transcript is spliced from 2 exons. The coding region runs from base 1 to 444 and encodes 147 amino acids. The record is from RefSeq and is a predicted model, not a curated record. Lineage: Eukaryota; Fungi; Basidiomycota; Agaricomycetes; Boletales; Suillaceae.
AUGGCUGCUGCCACCCUCGCAUACAAUGUCGAUAAGCACAUUCGGCAGUCAGCAUCUUCGAUAUCAUUUGCCACUCCGUCAAUUUUGACGCAGGCAUGGCAUCUUGAAACGGAUCCACGUUUCGCGUUCGCGCGUAUAAAGGGUGAUAUCUGUCUGGUUCAAUUGCAUCCAAUCAAAUCCGAAACGUCACGAGAGUCUCUAGGGAUUCUCGUGUUUCGACAUGAAUUUGUGUCCAUCUUCCAGUACUCGCAUGACCUACGUGUGUCCCCUGAGGACAUUCGUAUUCUCGAGCUUCUUGACGAAGACCGGAUACGCUAUGAAGAAGACAGUGGGACUGUAUUCUUGGCAAAAGAUCUUAUGGCUCAACUUCGAAGGAUAAUUGAUGCAAGUAAUAUGAUUAGAUGGCGGAGGGGAAGACUCGGGCCCAGAAGACGGUCAAAUUAG